GAAAAGCACACGUCCCGACGUCAAGGUCAGUCGAGCAGGAGCUCAUCAGAAGAGGAAGAACGGAGCAGUAGAUCUGCGAGUUUAAAUGACAAAAUCACUUCAGAGCAUCGCAGAGAGAAUUCUGACAAAACAAGUGAAGAAGUACACAAGAAUGAAUUAAUUGCUGCCGGAGAAGGAGAUGCCGAAACAGCGUUUUCCAAGGAGGAAGAGGAAUCAAGAAUCAGUAUGUCCGAGAAUACUCCAAACCAUCCAAAUAACUUCGAAUCUCCGCUGAAGUCGAAUAACAAAGUAUUUAGCCCUGUAAAAGGGAGAAUUGAAAGAAGCCAAAGUGUGACUACAACGUCAACAAAUAUGAAAGGACCUCAAGUGGAGAUGAAAGAGAAACCAUGUAACCGAAGCCUUCCAGCUUCACCAACUAAAUCGAUCAAUGGGGAAUCAUCUAGUCCCAGAAUUUCCAAUAUUGAUCAAAAUGAAGCCACGAUGGAAGAAGACAAGACAAAGCAAGCAAGCUCAAAAGAAGUGUCAGAAACGUCGAGUGCUAAAAUCAGGCCCGCUUCUACCAUCAGCUUGCCCAGUCGGAAACCUAGUAGCAAUGUCCAAUGCCUCAAGGAGAACAGAGCAAGUCUUGCAGAAGUGCCUGAUUCUCACCCUAAUAGUGGUAGCCGCAAAAAAUCCACUGCCGCCUCAGCAGAUCCAACCAGUGAGGAUUUCGCCAGCGAAGUUACACCAGAGCCACUAGCACCGGUUAAUAUCUCACCAGAAACAGACGCUGGGAAUGAUCAACCAGCAGUAGGGUUGAAAAAUGGCAAGGUCAAGUCAGCCGAAAAGUCCUCAAAACCAUCGAAGCAAGGUAAAAACACCGCUACAUCAAAAGAGGUAGAAAAGCAUAGUAGGAGGCAAUCAGUUAAGAUGAAAGCGACUCAGCCGAAGCAAAAGAAACCCAAAGUGCCUACCAAAUUAGAUGUCUGCGAGACUGACGAGCCUCCAAGUGACAGACGUGAGAAAUCAGCAGGAGGAGCUGAUCAGGUAGCUGACGGAAAAGUUGAUGGUUCCCGAGACUCAGCGCUUGAUGAGGAUUCUGCUAAGCCGACACAAACACACGAAGAGGUAAAACUCCAAAAAAAGUAA
Molecule: messenger RNA, 1128 nt
Organism: Mesocestoides corti
Lineage: Eukaryota; Metazoa; Platyhelminthes; Cestoda; Cyclophyllidea; Mesocestoididae
Source: the annotation of a GenBank genome assembly